AUGCCUAUUACCGUGUGUUGUGUCAACUCUUGUCUUGCCAAGGAUAUAGUAAUGCAUUUCGAACAUCAAUAUCUUGAUGGCUUCACGAGGAAAUACCACGGUUAUCCUACUCUACUGACUGAAGAAGAAAUAGCUUGUGGAGUACCCAGUCAAUCCAUCACUGACUAUUAUGAUCAUACUUACUGUAAAAGAAGGCAAGGUAUGGAAGAAGCAGCUCCUGAAAUAAUUAAAAAGCCAAAAUAUAGUAAAGAAUACAUGCUGGUUAAUUUAGAUGAUUCACAAAAUAGUAAAAGAGAAAAUACUGGAGAGACUUCUGUGUCAGAUGACAUCACCAUGUUGUCAAAGCCAUCAACUUCUCAGCAAAGUUAUUACAUCUCCAUGUCGCCAAAACCAUCAACUUCUCAGCAAAGUUAUGAUGUCCCCAUUUCACCAAAGCCAUCGACAAUUCAACACAGUGAUAAAAACAAAUGUAUUAAGCUUGUAAAAAGUAGACCUCGACUUGUAACCAAUAUUAACAACUUAAGAACUGCACUCAAGUCUUCAGUGAACGCGUAG
Molecule: messenger RNA, 555 nt
Organism: Parnassius apollo (apollo)
Lineage: Eukaryota; Metazoa; Arthropoda; Insecta; Lepidoptera; Papilionidae
Source: the annotation of a GenBank genome assembly